GACGCUUUUUCGAUCAGAACGUUCACCAGUGUUACGUCUACGUCGCGAGAAAGAAAGUAGCAUAAGGAUUUCAGCGUGAGACGAUAGAUCCUGUCAGCGAACAAAAAUCCAACUGAGAGUAUUAUACAAGAGAAUUCUUACUUCGGUGGUAUUCCCAGGAUGGAGAUGCCUAUUAAUAAAGUAUUAUCCUCUCUCUCGGUCGCGCUCAAUUCCUUUGAAAAGGUACGAGGCACUUACUCUCAAUUAUUCCUAAGGAUCACCGCUCAGCAAACGACCAACCUUGUGUACCCAUUUACGUAUCUUUCUCAAAUUUGGAAUAAAAUAAUAGGCCCCCCGCCCCCCGCCACUCUGAGAGAACCUGAUUAAAAUUUUAUUGGAUAUUUCGGAUUCAAACUAAGCGGGCGGAAGUUGAGCAUUGCUCGUGCUCGGUGCAUUCUGGGACGUAUGGGACGCAUAAAAAUUUAAUACACGAAAAUAUGUUUUGAUUGGAAAAUAUGGAAGACGAUGAGGUCUAUUCGGUUCGUCUUUUCGUGAUGUGUAAGAGGAUGCUGUAUAUAGAAAAUGACUGAAGGAGAUCUGGUACGCAUGUUACGCAAAGGAUGAAGAAGAAGAGACAGCGUAGACAGCAAGUGAACUGAAACAGUAAAGAACGGCAGUGAGCCAGUCACUGUGGUGUAUGUGGCAGAAUAAAGCGGAAUUCAAGGCAACGUGGAAUAUAAAUAAUAUUAUGCAAAUAUCCACGUAGAUGGAAGAGUGUACUCGUUCCGAGUUAAUUUGAUGAAAAACAUCAGAAGUCAGAGGGAAGAGACGGAAAAAGGCGCAUCCAGGAAGGAAAGGACUCUUUGCUAUGAGAAGUAGGCAGGUACUUGAUACCAGUGGGGUACCACUAGCCAGGUUGUAUCUGGGAUGCCUUAAGUCCUUUAACCUCUUAAGUGCAAUGGAAGAUUGUACGUUUCGACCUAAAAAUAUUAUCAAUUGAAAAGUCAUUUAUAUUCGCGUGACUCGCCCUUCCAGGGUUUAGGGUUGCUGAGUGUUGAGUGAAAUAUCGAGGUGUCCAAAUUUUUAAAAUCAAAAUAGCGGAUUCCAACGUGGUCAACGAAAAUGAGACUAGUCAAACUUUUAUAAAAAUUGUUCUUCGCGAACCAACGACUGUGAUUGUUUAGGGAUGUUGAUUUAGGGAGACUGGUACAUUGAAUCUUUUAAGUUGAAUUUAAUAAAUUUUAACUCUGAUAUGAGUUCGGCGACCUUAUAAAUCGGAACAACGAUUUUCAAUCAAAUUGGACUACCUUCUUAUUUUUUGGCGCCAUAUUGUAUCAGUUAUUUUGAAUUUUUUAAAUUUUAACUAUAAAUUCGAAUUCACCGACUUCUUAUUACCAUUCCUCCAGUUUUCUUUACCUUAUCCUUUUAGCCCUCUUCCUCUCUCUUCGCACUCGACUUUCUUCAUUUCCACACACACGCUACGUAAUAACAGCCUUACCACUUUACACCGCAAGAAUGCCAUAUUCACCUUUUUAUUUCCUAUCCUCGAAUCAACGCGUUUACCUAGAAUAAUCUUCAGGAUAAUAUUCAGGUACACUUCGAUCGCCAAUAAAAGCAUAUAUGGCGGCAUCCGAAUAGUGCUCAAUAACUGCGUCGUUAUGACCGCCGCUCAGCGCAUCAGCUACAGUAGUCAAACCCCACCUCAGAAAUAUUUCAAUAAUUUUGAUUUUCAAUAAAAAAAAAUCAGCUACAAUUGUAUAUUUGCUAAAAAAAUAUAUAAAAUUUUAAUAACUUCAAGUGGUACAAACACGCAAAACCUCGUCACCGUCUGUAGGUACAAGCUACAGUAAAAGGGCUCUACGGCGAAUUGCUUGUAAAACAAGAGAAAUGAGAGAAGUGACCAGAUAAAGAAAUUCAGAUAGAAACAAGAGUUCGAGAUAAGGGGGUAUAGAGGGAGAAGAAAAUUUGCUUCCGCAUCGUAGCGUUAAUAAGUGUAGAAGAAGAAAAAGGCCACGUGUUCAGAGUGCGACCAAUCUCCUUUCCUCGGGGGCGGUUCUCAUUGAGCCAACUGAGCUUGCUCAGGGGUUACCGAGGGUUGGCCCCAGGUUGGGGUGUCCGCGGAGGCGGAGAAGGGAUACUGGGAAAACCGCCCUCACGGCGCGCCACGAAUCGGGCGUUCAAAUCACAGACACCAGGCACCGCGACGUCAUUAGCUGUCGUUUUGUUACGAGAUCCCGCGCGCGACGCACCUGUCAUUUACUGCGUUCAACGACCACAGGACAAUUACCAUUAACCUAGUGUUUCACUUGACCAAAGAAAAGCCCACGAGUCUCUGUAAAUCGUUUAACGAUAAUCACAAUUAUCAGCUGAUUUAUAAAAUUAGUGCGACAGAAAAUUUACCUGGAAUUGGAUGAUUGAAAACUUUCAACGGCAAGAAGCAAGCUAAACCGCUUCGAGUAACGUGCAUCCGCCAAGCGAAUAAUCGCUAUCGUUGAGCUUGCUAAGAAUGCGUCAAGUUAUACGGAUGGAUUAUACGAGGAGUGUAAAUUUUUCUAGCACGAAAUAAAAAUAAGAGAGAAGGGAGAGUGCAUCGGCUAGAAACUGAUCCUUGACAUAAUGUACAGUCUGUACAGAGCAUGGUUCAGUGGCGAAGAGAGUUACCCGCGAAUGGAGACUCUCUCGCCACCCGACACGCUUAUAAGGGUUGGAAACGAGGGUGAACACCAAUUCGUGGCACAUCGAGGUAUCCUGGCAGCACACAGUGGCUACUUGAAGGCACUUUUGGCGACAGCAACAAGUACUGGUACGAGUUCGACAUCCGCAGGAAGCGAGGCACCGGUAGGAGUGACGUCAGUUUCCGUGUCAUCUAUUGGUGGAGAAGCUUUCGCCCCGCUGCUCAGCUACAUGUACACGGGACGCCUGGAAGUGACUUUGGAUAACAUUUACAGCGUCUUAUUAGCCACGCAUCUUCUUCACAUGCCCGGUGCGCUCGAGCAGUGCAGAGCGGCUUUGCUGAGACUCAGGGCACCGCCACUACCGGCACCUACGCCGAGAGCCAGCAGUGUCUUGAGACCUGUUCCUAAUAGGAUUAUUGGACCGCCGUUAUGCUGGCCACAGCCAGCGCUGUAUCCCUCUGCUCCGGUGGGUCUGUCCCACCUACCGAGCCUACCCUUACCACCUACGAUCCCUACUAUACCUAUUCAGAUGAUCCACGACACACGACCUUACAGCGAUCCUGCUGCUGCUGCUUCCAGAAUACGUGAAACUUCAAGGUCCCCGAUAUCGCCCACGGACAACGAAAGAGCACGACGGUCACGUUCCCGUUCGGGAAGUCCUGAAGGUUUGCCAGCGUCACCAAGGAAACAGGACCGAUCAGGAGAAACGGAAGAGGUGAAGGAUCAUUCCUCGCGGGGCCAGGCUACUGGGAGGAGUCCAAGUCCUUCGGGAAGUAGCGAGAGGAUAUCAGUAACGGAUAUAGAGCCAUCGCGCCGUCGAGGACAGUCUCGUUCUAGUGUGGAUACGGGAACAGGAACCUCCAGUGUCGUCUACGACGUAGCUUGUUGUGACGGUCCUGUAAGAUUUCACCGUGUUCUUAAUGAGAAUUAUUCAGCGCCCGCGGGCGGCGUGAUCGUUCAGCGUCAACGUGCUUGCCUCGAAGACGACGUGGUAGUCGGUGAGAACGACGAGAACGGUCAUCCGGAUGCUUCACCCACGGAUGAUAAUCAUGGGGAACCCGGUGUAAGUGGUAACGCAAAUGGAAGUUACACGUGCACCUACUGCAAGCACACCUUCAAGUCGCACUACUGCUAUCAGAAACACGCCAGGAGACAUUUGCUACCCAUCGAGGCUUCCGAAACCACCGGAAGCUCACGCCAAGGCGGGAAGAAGCGCGAGGUUCGACUACUGAAUUUAAACGUGCAAUAUUACCCGUGUAAGAUUUGCGGUAGCAAGUUUCCGAGUUAUUACUUUGUGCACAAGCACAGAAAAUUGUGUCACUCGAACGUCGAGGAUGCGCAAAGUGGAAGUGAGGAGACAGCUAACGCGGUACAGAAUAGUAAUUCGAAUAACGCUUAGUGCUCAAAGAAUUAAAAGAAACGAAAAAAUUAAAAGUCUGUAGAAUUAGAAGUCUGAGGAAUGAGUAUCGGCGUACAAGUUACACUGGAGAUACGUAAAAACUUGAUUAACAAUCUUACUGUGAAUUUUUUUAAAUUCUAAAAUUUCAUCAUAAUCGAUGAUACACGAAGUAGGUAAUUGUAUCCUAAUGAUAAUCUUAAAUAAACCAUCGAUUGUCCUUAUCCAAUAAGCAACUUAUGUAGUAUGCAAUUGCAUGUAAUUACACUUGGAAACCUAACCUAACAAUUCCAUUUGUAAAGUACCCAACGGACAUUCGAUAGCGUUCAAUUCCGUUAACACCCUGAAGACUCCACAUUGUUCAUUCAUAACCGCUGCGAUCACUUCCUAGGUCACAUUAAAUAUUUCUCUCAUUCUCUCGGCCGUGAAUGACUUCAUAAUUAAUAAAAUAAUUCAAGUUCCACGCUUCUUACAUUUCACCCCAAAACAUAAGGCCAAGGGAGAGAUACUUCGUCUUGAUGUUCUAAACGUAAAGUGACUUUACCAGAACAUGUGGAACCUCGAGUUCUUUCUUUGCUCCAGAGAACUACAAAGAAAAUCCAGAUUUUUACUAGCGACGUCCAAUGUACGGGAACAAUACUGUCAAGCGUGCUCGAUUACUGACUGUGGCCAAGAAGUACAAAAUAAUUGCAAUGUAAAUACAUGAAAAUCCGUACGGAACGAUAUUCCCCGAAGUUUCUAUUAGCUGGAAAUGCGAAGUUAUUAGGGGAGUGCAAAGAAAAUUGAGGUUGAAGUUCUAUCGUAUAAUAGCGUGGCACUCGUAGCAAGCUCGACCUAUUAUUUGGUUCAAUUAAUGAAGAACCAAAAGAACAUGUACAUAUAGACAGUUCGGUAGCUGUGUUAUAAUUAUGUAUAGCAAAGUGAACUAGACGCACCAGCAAUAGGUUAUAGAAUAAAUGAACAUAAGAGAUGUCAGUGAUUGCUGGAUGCCACUGAUGCAUCCCUUGCAUAUGACUAAUAAGCACACAUCGCGUACUAUCUAUUAUUCAGCAAUUGUCGUAUUGGAUUGUCAUGCAGCAACGUCGUUUUCCAAAUUGCCACAGCGGAAUAGACUCGUCAAUA
Molecule: messenger RNA, 5172 nt
Organism: Cephus cinctus (wheat stem sawfly)
Lineage: Eukaryota; Metazoa; Arthropoda; Insecta; Hymenoptera; Cephidae
Product: zinc finger and BTB domain-containing protein 47
Exons: 3
Coding region: 2596-4053 (485 amino acids)
Biological process (GO): regulation of transcription by RNA polymerase II
Molecular function (GO): DNA-binding transcription factor activity, RNA polymerase II-specific; RNA polymerase II cis-regulatory region sequence-specific DNA binding; protein binding
Source: RefSeq, a predicted model, not a curated record